Molecule: messenger RNA, 1575 nt
Organism: Theobroma cacao (cacao)
Lineage: Eukaryota; Viridiplantae; Streptophyta; Magnoliopsida; Malvales; Malvaceae
Product: pto-interacting protein 1
Biological process (GO): protein phosphorylation
Molecular function (GO): ATP binding; protein kinase activity
Source: RefSeq, a predicted model, not a curated record
UUAAAAAAAUCCUGUAAUAAUGCAACCUAAGGGAACUGCCAAGUGCCAACAAAGUCAAGUCUUCGAUUUUCCCUUUUAUCCUACGCACCCCUCGGUUUUCUUAACCUGCGCACAUUUGGCCGGCUUCACCGUUUUAGAUCUCCAGCUCAACUAAUAAGCACAGUCUCUUGUUGGACUGAUCCAAGUAUAAGUGCUUGCUCCACUUCAUCGGCGCUAAAUUUCAGAUUUGGAGUUUACAAAUUAGAGAAAAUUCUCAAAGGAUUGAACCAUGAGUUGCUUUGGCUGUUGCGAAGAGGAUGAUUUCCACAAAGCUGCUGAUAAUGGAGGCCAAUACAUGGUUAAAAAUUCGGCGGGAAAUGAUGGAGGCUACCAUACAUCUGAAACUGCAUCAAAGAGUGCUCAAACUGUGAAGGUUCAGCCUAUUGAAGUCCCUGCUAUUCCAGCAGAUGAAUUAAAGGAAAUCACAGAUAACUUUGGGACAAAUUCUCUGAUUGGUGAAGGUUCAUAUGGUAGAGUUUAUUAUGGAGUUCUUAAAAGUGGGCAGGCUGCAGCAAUCAAAAAGUUAGAUGCCAGCAAGCAACCUGAUGAUGAGUUUUUAGCCCAGGUUUCCAUGGUAUCAAGGUUGAAGCAUGAAAACUUUGUUCAAUUGCUUGGUUACUGUGUUGAUGGGAGCUCCCGUAUACUUGCCUAUGAGUUUGCAUCUAAUGGAUCGCUGCAUGAUAUUCUACAUGGGAGAAAAGGUGUUAAGGGAGCUCAGCCAGGCCCUGUUCUGACAUGGGCACAAAGAGUAAAAAUUGCUGUAGGAGCUGCAAAAGGGCUUGAGUACUUGCACGAGAAGGCUGAUCCUCACAUCAUUCAUCGUGACAUUAAGUCCAGCAAUGUGCUAAUUUUUGAUGAUGAUGUGGCCAAGAUCGCAGACUUCGAUUUAUCUAAUCAGGCUCCUGAUAUGGCAGCCCGUCUUCAUUCCACUCGUGUUCUUGGAACCUUUGGUUAUCAUGCUCCUGAAUAUGCAAUGACUGGGCAAUUAAAUGCCAAGAGUGACGUUUACAGCUUUGGUGUUGUGCUGCUUGAGCUUCUAACUGGGAGGAAACCUGUUGAUCAUACUUUACCCCGUGGACAGCAAAGUCUUGUGACAUGGGCUACGCCAAAACUUAGUGAAGACAAGGUUAGGCAGUGUGUUGAUCAAAGACUAGGAGGAGAGUAUCCUCCCAAGGCUGUCGCAAAGAUGGCUGCUGUUGCUGCGUUGUGUGUGCAAUAUGAAGCUGAUUUUCGGCCAAAUAUGAGCAUCGUUGUCAAAGCUCUUCAGCCCCUGUUAAAUGCACGACCUGGACCUGCUGGUGAAACACCAAGCACAUAACGAUAUCUAUUUCUCUCUCACUCCUCCCUCUCUUUCUAUCUCUCUGUGCCUGCGUGUGCGGGAAGUGUUCACACAUUCAAGUGUCCAAAAAUAUAUAAUGAGGGGACAAUUUUAGAAGGUGAUGAUAAAUUUGUUUAUUCAAAGUUCCAUAUGCAUCCAUUAUACACUUUGUAUUCGAUUUGUUCAUAAUGUGUGAGGUUGUUUCUUUCUUGCAUGUA